This is a messenger RNA of Suillus fuscotomentosus, 2127 nucleotides long. RefSeq lists its product as uncharacterized. The transcript has 4 exons. The record is from RefSeq and is a predicted model, not a curated record. The coding region runs from base 60 to 1913 and encodes 617 amino acids. NCBI's taxonomy places the organism in Eukaryota, Fungi, Basidiomycota, Agaricomycetes, Boletales, Suillaceae.
GUGGUCCGGGUAAGGCUUGUUACGCGCGCUUUGCUCAUGCAAAGACUCUCUUGCUUGCAAUGCGACCUUUAAUUCUUCAUGUAUCUGCUCUCAACGAUCUAGAAUACAACCUAUUUACUUCAUCUCUCAAUGAUCUUGCAGUCUCGCCUGACACUGUCCACGACGAUGCCCACUUUGAAGUCAUGUCCGUUGGCGUCCGCGAAGUCAGAGCAUGGCUACGAGGCAGAUAUCCCAAUUUACCAACUGCAGAUAUCGACAAGAUCUUGAAACUGUUCUACCCAAACUUGCUCCACACAGAUUGUCUCACCGGUGGCCAGUUUUUUGCUGCACUCAGGCUUGUCCUUCACGCUGUGUCAGGUAAACGCGUUGACAGAGCUCUUGCGUUUGUCCAAGCCCACCCUACCCCAGAACUUUUUGAACGCUCGAGAUCAACUUCUCCCUCAAAGCGUCAAGUGCACGCUCCGCCUGUUCAUCCAGACAGACCCAAACAAAAUGCUACAUCCUCAAACUCUUCCUCUCCAGACACAAAUCCCUUUCGCAAAUCACUCGAGUCCGAUACGCAGCAGUCAUUAUCAUCUGUUCCAGAUCAAUCUGACACCCCUCUUGUCAUACCCUCCCGUAUGUCACAGAAGAUCAGCCAUAAUCCGUUCUUGAUGCGCGACAAAGCAAAUUGGACAGACGCUGCUCAGAAAUCGCCCGAGCACAAUGAUGCCAACAUCCCACCGCUUCCUCCUCGAAAACCAGCACCCUUGGUUGCCCAAGCACGGCGCACAUCGUUAGCCCAGUCCCGAAAUGCACCUGUUCUGGCUCCAUUUGAUACUCCUCGCAGUAUUAAGCCAAGUCAUAUCACGACUCCCCUGAUGAAGCAGUCACUGGAGGCUAGCAAGCACGGUCAGAACUUGAAGCGUGUUGAAGAACAGCUGGAUCGUGCGCGUGUUCUACAGGUGCUCAAGACGACGUCAUCCGGUUCCUCCGCGAGCAGCAGGCCGCGCAGCCUAAGUCCCACAAAGCAAUUCCGCAAAGGACUCGACAGUCGUUCGUCUGGAUCUGAAGACACAUGCCCUGCACCUCCGCUCCCUCGUCGACGAACACCCAGCUCUCCAUCAUCAACCUCGAGUUCCCUGCCAUCCAUCGACCAAGUGGCGAGUGCUAGCUUAAACACCCAAUCCUCAUAUACGCCCACCCCUUUCCGCCCACCACUUCCCACCAGAGAACCAACCCUUCCCGAAAACUCCUUAAUUAUGACACCAGAUGUCUCAUCCCAUCUACCUGCACCACCAACCCACCCGGAUCGCAGACCUACAAACGAUACAGCAGAGUCCAUUACGUCUUCCUCUACGCGUCCCACGCGGUCCAAGUCACUGCGCCACACUGCAACACCCCCAGUUCCCCCUCGCCGCAAGCGUCCCGAGAGCAUCCAGAUCACCGCAGCGUCAAUUACAACGGAACUCCCCUCAUCCACAUCCGCAUUUCCCUCACACACACGAACAUCCUCAUUCCAAGGCCUCUCUCGCCACAUCUCCUUCACGAGAGAUCGUGACGCCACUGACGCCUCACCAAUGUCCCACAUCCAGAAAACUAUCUCAAAUCUUCAACUCAAAGCCCAACCCAAACUGGAUGCGGCGCGGUACAAAGCUGAGGCAGGUCUCAGUCGGCGGGGGUUCGUUCACCAUUCGCAUGCGCCAGCGAGGUGGAUGGAGGAGGGCGAGCAGGGGCUGAUGACGGAUACCCAUCGCGAGGACGACGAUGGUGCUCAUGUUGAUCGUGAUCCAAAUACAGAGUCUCCUACCGACGAUGAGCCAAGCUCAGGGGAAGACCUAGCGCGGAUGAAGAACUCUGGCGUACAUCGUGACUUUCUGAAGGAAAAAGACAACCUCAAAUGGCCAGCAGGCGAGGGAUGGAGACCGCUAUAGUCAAAUACCUACGAUAUGGUAGAUCCGGCAAGCAAGGGGGUAAUCGUGUACUAAUUACACUUGUCGUAUGAUGUAUCUAUAUCGUCAACUGUCGUAUCUUCAUCAGGUUUCGCCAAGGUUUCGCAUGUGAUCUGUUAUUACAAAUGUUACUGUCACUUCGCGCUCAGAACAAAUCCGCCCGCUUUAGGUGUUCGCGCAAGAUCCCAUCCCGCAC